AUGAAGGAUCAGAAGAACUGGUUGAACUUGUACAUUUACGAAGAGCCUCACUUUGGAAAUUAUACCUCCAAACUUGCCAAAUUUAAUACCAUACCAAACUCUUGUAUCCCAAGACCCUGGAGAAGAGAAUACUUGAGAGAAGAACAUCAUCUAACGAUUAACAGCCCAAUAAGCGUACCACCUAGUAUCAAAGAGGUUUCCAAAGAAAGAUCUGAAUUUAUAUACGACCUCAAACGUAUUUAUGAGAUUUAUAACAAUUCCAAAAGCCCGGAAGAACAAGCCUACAUUAGAGCUGCAAUUAAAAAUGUCGUAAUACAACUCACCAGACACACACUUGAGGACCUCAAUUGUCCAACAAUAGCGAAAACCGUUAAAGAUAAACCAAAGAAAACCAAGCGUAAACUAAAUGAAUUAGAGCACUGCCUUGAAGAAGAAGAAGCAGAAGAAGAAAAGACUGUAAAAAAAGUUGGAACAAAAAAACCACAAAAAAAAAUUAAUUUACUCAAAAAAAAAUUGGGUCUGUUUUCUAGAAAACAAUUGUACUCGACACAAGAGCAAGACGCCUUGAAAGACAUCUCUCUGCUCGGUUCGCCAAUCGAUCGAUCGACAUUCGACAAUCUUACCAUUUUGCCCAGACACAUAUCCGACAUAUUCUCUCCUGAAUCAGACGGUAAUUGUGGAUACCGAGCUGUAGCCAUGGAGGUUUACCAGGACCAGGAAAAGUGGCCAAUAGUAAAAGACGAGAUGCUAAAGACAUUUUUAAAGUAUCGGGGCACAUACUACGAGGGAAGGAUGGAUAAUGGCAAUAGGCUUACGUCGAUGGACUCACUCAUCAUUAGUCUCCAAGACAAAAGCUCGCCUCUCCCUGAUCGACAUUGGUUUGGCAUAGUUGACCAUCCUCAACUUGUGGCAGACACAUUCAACAGAUCUGUAGCCAUAUAUUGGAAAACACCAAGGGUAACAGGCGACUGCCUUUUCGUCCCCCUUCUUACUAUCCCAGACAAAAUCGAGCCCAUGAUAAUCAUCUUGGCCGACAACCACUUUCUUCUUGCAAAACGCAAAAACACUAGAAGUUACCCCUGGCCGCCAAUCAACCCUUUUCAUAAGAGCAUAGUCCAAAGGCAUAAACUGGAAGAUUUCUCUGUAAUUCAAAAUUCUUAUUAUUAUUUUGAGAAAUUUAACAAAUAUCAAAGUCUGGUCCCUGCUUAUUUAUUGUAUUUGGCAGCAUAUGGAACAAACUUAUCCCAAGUAUAA
Phycomyces blakesleeanus NRRL 1555(-) is the source of this 1254-nucleotide messenger RNA. RefSeq lists its product as hypothetical. Lineage: Eukaryota; Fungi; Mucoromycota; Mucoromycetes; Mucorales; Phycomycetaceae. The record is from RefSeq and is a predicted model, not a curated record. The coding region runs from base 1 to 1254 and encodes 417 amino acids. The transcript is spliced from 4 exons.